ACUCCCACCCUCCCCUACGUCCUAGGAAGUGGGCGUCGUGGGAGAUAAACACCCCAUUUAUACCUACAAACUCAAAAUAAAAUGGAGAAAACAGGUGAUUUAAUUCAUUAAACAGUCAACUGAACCGAACAAUGCAAGAGCAAAAUCACCACCAUCAUCAUCAUCAGUGUGCAGGUUCCUUCAUGAGGAAAGGGCCAUGGAUGGCGGAAGAGGAUGAGAUCCUCUUGGAUUAUGUAAAGAAGCAUGGACCUAGAGAUUGGAGCUCCAUUCGAUCCAAAGGCCUCUUGCCGAGGACUGGCAAGUCCUGUCGCCUUCGCUGGGUUAACAAACUCAAACCCGACUUAAAGACCGGAUGCAAGUUCUCACCUGAAGAAGAGAGAAUAGUGAUAGAACUGCAAGCAAGGUUUGGGAACAAAUGGGCAAGGAUCGCAACAUAUUUGCCAGGGAGAACCGAUAAUGAUGUGAAGAACUUUUGGAGCACGAGGCAGAAGAGACUUGCAAGGAGCCUGCAAAAACCUCUGCCUUCGAAAUCUAACAAGAACCAAGGCGAAAUUCCUAGCCUUACCGAUGAAUCUCCAACCUUUGAGGUUUCCUUACUUGAUCUGUAUUCGUUUGAAGAAGAGUCUCAGAGCAUCCAAGACAGUCAGACUUCCUAUACUGACAAUCAAGACGCUGCAACGAUGAUUCAAACACGAAGCCUACCGCCGAACCAAGAUCUAACUAGCCCACACAACUUAACUCCUCCACUCAUCGAACCAUUGGAAUGGAAACCGCCCACACAACUAGACUUCGAGCAUUUCUCAGACUCAGCGUUGGAUUUUCCCCUCUUAUUUGAUACUCCUGAACUCAUCCCAGGACACGGGAGCACGAGCUUUCAACAAAAAUUUGCUUGGCAGGACAAAGAUUCGAGUUUCAUGCAGCUCCCCGAGAGUCUGCCACCUUUUGACAAGAAUAAUAUUAAGAUUGAAAGGGAUUUGGGGACUCAAUAUAGUUUCGAUGAUUUUCCAGUAGAUAUGUUUGAUUAUGCAGAUCAGCCUGGGCCACCAACUUCACCUGCUGCAUGGUAGAACUUUUUUUAGAGAGAUUUGAUGUUUGUUAUUGUUAUAUUGUUUUGGAGAUGAACUUAAAUGAUUACCGUAUGAA
Molecule: messenger RNA, 1143 nt
Organism: Asparagus officinalis (garden asparagus)
Lineage: Eukaryota; Viridiplantae; Streptophyta; Magnoliopsida; Asparagales; Asparagaceae
Product: transcription factor MYB21-like
Exons: 3
Coding region: 132-1067 (311 amino acids)
Source: RefSeq, a predicted model, not a curated record